Durusdinium trenchii is the source of this 1891-nucleotide messenger RNA. The record is from the annotation of a GenBank genome assembly. NCBI's taxonomy places the organism in Eukaryota, Dinophyceae, Suessiales, Symbiodiniaceae.
CAAAGCUGCAAAAACUGCAACACCUUUGCGCAAUGCUAUGGACAACCUCGAUGUUGUGCGGAACACCUGGGAGUCCGAGCACCAGGAGCUGCUGCGCUCCGAGCGAGUGCUGGCGGCGUUGCGCCAGGCCCGGCAGUCCCUACAGCAGCGCCAGGCGUCGGAAACUGAAAAUGGGAGACAAUGUAGACGUCACUUGCGUAAGAGUCAGAAGCUACGUGUGCUGAGUGUGUCUAACGUAUGGUGGCAGAUAGGGGACGUGUUAGGCUGGCUAUGGCGGCUAUGGUUGUGUUGUAGACAGCAUGAGAACAAAUGUGCGAGAGCAUGCGAAAACACUCAGAGAAUUUGAAUCUGGGGAACGAGCACUGCUGAAGAAACAGACACUUCUUUAUUGUGAGGAGGAACUUGUCGAGGAAUGUGCCAGCCUUCGCGAAGAGGUGGCGCAAGACCCCCGAGUGGCCGCAUGUGUGGCAUUGGAGCACGAAAUUGAGGCGCUUCAGGCGUCAUUGGAAAGCUUCGGCCCCAAGAAGUUUGCGCUGGUACGUGAACAGCAAGCGCAGCUCCAGGCAUUUGAAGCUAGCAAAGCUCAAGAAGCUGAACUUCGACAAGAGUUGAUGGGUUUGGACAAGGUUGAACAAGGUCUUCAGAACGACUUGCAUGCUGUGAGGGCCAAGGGCACCGAAGUGGAGCAGCAGGCCAAAUCAUUGGUGGACUCUGAGGUGCUUCUACGUGCCGAAGCCCAAGCGCGAGAGCUCCAAAUGGACCUUCAGGCGGCCGAACUGGAGGCUUCACAGAUGAGGCAAAAGUUAGCCGAGUCCUGGGUGACCGAUGGGGCGAAUCGGAGUAGUGGGGAUCUGGAGAAUUUGGAAGAGAUGGAACGUGCACUUCAGUGGCUCGUGAAGACACAACAGGCCGCCGACAGUGAGAGGCAGUUGGUGGAGCGCUUGGAACGCAAAGAAGCCGGGCUUCAACGGCGCUUGCGUGAAGUGAGCCAGGAGAAAGCCAACUUGACCUCGAUGAGGGUGGAUUUGGGGGAUGCUGGCAAAGCCAUGCGAGAAACUAUGGCAUCCCAAAGCGAAGGAUAUGUCAAAGAGCUUGCGAGCUUGGAGGAAGCGAGGCGCAUCACCUUUUCGGAUCGAGUGAAGUUGAUGCAGGACUGUGCAGAUUUGCAGGACAAGCUUGACAGCAUGCGGUCCGCCGAAGCAGGUGGUGCUCUCUUGCGCGGUCGCCAUACGAAAUUGCAGGCUACUUGCCGCAGUGUUGCAGACCAAAGCCAACGCUUGCGAGACAUGAAUGCAGUACUUGGUGCUUUGCUGCUUGGUGAUGAGCUGGAAGUUGAUGAUCGUAUUUCAGACAUGGAUGCAGAUGAGACAACUGUGGUGAUGCGUGUCCUAACACUUCUCAAGAAGUUGCUGGACCGGCAGGACUCAUACCACAGGGAGAAAGAGCAACUGUCAGAGAGGAUCCGAAGCCUAGAACGUGCAGCGGCUUUGCCAGGUUCUGCUGACAGAAGUGCAGAAAGUCCCGCCGAGGUUGCAGAUGCACCUGGACUAGCAUCAAGCAUCAAAUCCCGCGUGGCGCAGUGGCGGGAUGUAUUGACGCAAAAUGUUCGCCGCUGCGCUACGGUUGUUCCGAGCUUUGGGGUGUUCUUACUCCUGUGCCAAAAUUGGGUCACUAAACACCACAGGCAGCUUUUGGAGAUGCAAUUUUUAAGUCAGAGCUUUGUCAUGCUUCAUCAUUUGACUUUGAUCACUCUUCUGAACUUGUGCUGACUCAUCUCCUCACACUCAAGACAAGUCAAUGAAGGCAGCAAUGUCCAUCAAUCGCGUGCUAUGCUUUGCCCGCCAGCCCUCGGCUUCAUCAGCGGCACGGCAUGUCGUUUGAGUCGUGGAGA